Molecule: messenger RNA, 1230 nt
Organism: Iphiclides podalirius (scarce swallowtail)
Lineage: Eukaryota; Metazoa; Arthropoda; Insecta; Lepidoptera; Papilionidae
Source: the annotation of a GenBank genome assembly
AUGGACAAAACACAAUUGGACGAAUACAUACACAACAUCACCAACUCCAUACAAAAAACCUGCGAUAAACUCAUCCCCCGAGCCACUGGACCUCCUAAACGAGCACCCUGGUGGAAUGAACAAUUAAGCUCACUAAAACGCACUGUUCUACAAAUACACCAUAAGAUAUGCAACAUAAAACGCAGAGGAAACCACAUCAACCCCGAAAUACUAUUACAGAAACUCAAUGCACAAAACAAAUACUCAAAUGCCAUUCGUACCGCUUCAACCAACAGCUUCAGAGAAUUCUGUCAAAAACAAAAAAAAGAAGACGUAUGGUCCAUCACCAAUCGCCUAAUUAAAACGCGUCCCAUCACCCAACCACCAUCCACUCUAUUACUUGAAGACGGUACAUACACUAAUAACACCCUCAGCACAGCUACUGCACUCAUAAACAAUUUCUUCCCCGACGACACCCCUGAUCACACAAAUUAUCAAAUCACUAGCCGAGCUAUUAUGCAUCACCCAAUUCACAAUCCUUACGAGCCACCAUUCACCACCUCAGAAAUCAUCGAAACUCUCAAAACAAUAAAUCAUAAAAAAGCCCCUGGGCCCGAUCACCUCACUGCGGACAUAUGCCUUCAAUUUGCCAAAGCCUCCCCUAACAUCAUUACCCAAGUCCUAAACAGAUGCCUCGCACUCGAAUAUUUCCCAAAAUCUUGGAAAAUCGCACAAGCCAAAAUCAUUCCCAAACCAAACAAAUCCAACUAUACAGACUUAUCUAAAUUCCGAACAAUUGGACUAAUCAACGUAUUUGGCAAACUACUAGAAAAACUCAUCAUAAACAGACUCACCCACCACAUGAACGUCACCAACACAUAUUUUAAAUCACAAUAUGGAUUCAAACUACAAACAUCCACGGUAGACGCCAUCCGCAACGCACUCAAUACAAUCAAAACCGCCAAAAACAACAAAGAACAUGUCAUUGCGGUAUCAUUGGACAUCAAAUCAGCAUUUGACAACGCAUGGUGGCCUGCCAUAUUCCUAAGAUUACGUAAAAUCAAUUGUCCUAGUAACAUAUACAGAAUACUUCUUAGCUACGUGGAGGACAGAGAGGUGUUCAUCAACUUCUCAGACUGCACUGUCAAUAAAAAGAUGUCCAGAGGGUGCGUCCAAGGAUCUGUCUGCGGACCCACUCUCUGGAACCUCAUACUCGAGGAAUUACUUAAUAUAAAUCUCCCAGACGGCUAC